Aureococcus anophagefferens is the source of this 2091-nucleotide messenger RNA. RefSeq lists its product as hypothetical. The transcript has a single exon. NCBI's taxonomy places the organism in Eukaryota, Pelagophyceae, Pelagomonadales, Pelagomonadaceae. The coding region runs from base 1 to 2091 and encodes 696 amino acids. Gene Ontology annotation, molecular function: protein binding. The record is from RefSeq and is a predicted model, not a curated record.
AUGGAGGGCGAGAUACAGCGGCUGCGGCUCGAGAACGAGGCGAUGCGCCACGAGUCGCUGGCGGGCCGCCGGGCCGGCGCGCGCCGCCCGGACCCGCAGGGCGCCCUGUCGCCGACGCCGCCCGUGCCGCCGCCGGCGAAGUCGCCCUUCAAGUCGCCGCCCUUCGCGUCGCCGGAGGCGCGCUCGGCCGAGAAGCCGCGGCGCGAGGCGUCGAGCCCCGUCGUCGAGGAGCUCGCGUCGCUGCGGCGGCGCAACGCGGAGCUCCAGCGCGAGCUCCAGAAGAGCGAGCGCGCCUGGCAGACGCCGACGGCGACGAGCCGCCGGCCGUCGCUGUCGACGCUCGGCGCGUCGCCCGUAUGGGUCGGCGGCGAGCCGCGGGCGUCGCCGGAGAACUCGGCGGCGCCGCGCGUGCCCUUCUUCGCGCCCGUGAACCCGGGCCCCUUCCGGUCCGGGCGGUCGACGUCCUCGGGCGCCAGGGACUCGCUGGGCCUGCUCGCGGCCGCGCUCGACGUCUUCCCCCCGCGCUUGCGCCAGGGCGGCUUCCUCUGGAAGGUGCCCUUCUCGUCGAGCGGCGUCAUGCCCCAGAAGCGCUGGUUCCGCGUCGCCCUGCGCCGCGGCGGCGCCGGGCGGCCCGACGAGGUCGUGCUCACGUGGUGCACGAGCCGCGCGACGACGGCGUCGGAGUCCGUGUCCGCGCAGGGCGACCGGUCCCUGAGCCUCGAGGACGUGCUCGAGCUGCGCGGCGGCCACCAGACGCCGGCCUGGUGGGUCCAGGCGGCGGCGAAGCGCACGCUGCCCGUCGCCGACCUCUGCUGGUCCCUCGUGUCCAAGGACCGGACGCUCGACGUCGCGGCCGAGGACGACCGCGACGCCAGGGCCUGGAAGCGGGGCCUGCGCGCCGUCGUCGCCAUGCUCCAGCGCGAGCGGGCCCUGCGCUUCUCCGAGGACUCGGAGCAGCCCCAGGUCGACGACGACCUGAGCGUGCGGUCCGUCGCGCUCGCGUCCUCGCGGUCGGGCGACUCGCGCGACUCGACGCCGUCGUCGACGCGGUCGUCGCGGUCCGGCGGGCCGGCGUCGUCGCGGUCCGGCGGCUCGCGGGGGCGGCGCACGCGCCACUUCGACGCCGACAUCCCCGAGGAGGCGGAGAAGAGCCCGCGCGCGACGUUGGUCGACGCGCUCCGCCGCGGCGACGCCCUGGCCGCGCGCGCGGCGCUCGCGGGCAUGAUGGCGUCCGGCGCCGACGCCGUCGCGGCGAACGCGCUCGCCCAGUGCGAGGACCGCUCGGGCCGCACGGAGGCGCCGCUCCACGUCGCCGCGCGCCUCGGGCGCGUCGACCUCGCGGAGCUCCUGUUGGAGCACCACGCGGACGCGCGCGUCCGCGACAACGCGGGCAAGACGCCGGCCCACGUGCUCCUGGAGACGCGGGGCGACGGCGGCCGCGACGUCCUCGCGGUCCUCCUCGACGCCGCGGGCGACGACGUUUUGGAGGCGCGCGACGACGGCGGCGACGUCGUGUUGCACGUCGCCGCGCGCGUCGGCGCGCUCCGCUGCGCGCGGCUCCUGCUCCAGACGGCCUGCGACCCCUCGCCGAAGAACCACGACGGCCUCACGCCGGGCGACGUCGCGCGCUCGAAGCGCGACGCGGCCAUCGCGAACUUGAUCGACGAGUACGGCUUCGACGGCGAACCGACGGAUUUCUCGGCCGCGGACGACGCGCCCGCGCCGCCCCUCGAGCUCUUCGCGACGGCCGAGGGCGACGAGUGGCAGAAAUUGUUCUGCCACGACAACCAGCACCCCUACUACGAGCACAUCGCGUCCGGGCACACGCAGUGGGAGGACCCGCGCGCGGACGACGGCGACGGCGACGGCGCCGCGCUCCCGCUGCUCCUCGGCGCGGAGGCGCCGGAGACGGAGGAGCCCGAGGAGGACCCGCCGACGUCGAACCGGAGCGCCGACGCGAGCCCGCUCCCGGCGCUCGACGCGCCGGACCCGCCCCCGAGCCCGCUCCCGGCGCUCGCGGCGCCCAAGCCGGCGAAGCGCCUCGACGGCGCGCCGGCCCGCAAGCCCCUCAUGCCCAUCACGAACGCGUGA